CCGCCUUCUUUUUGUUUAGGUUCUGCUUCCCAAGUCUCUCAAACGCAGCAGCGCCUCCCUCCCUUCCUUCUUUCCAACACUGCUACUAAUUCCGCUUACUUAAACGUCGUCGUUUCACUUUCACUCCCACCUCCUUCGUAACUCUUCCACUCUUGGUCUCUCUUCACUUAACGCAACGACCAAAGCCAAGCCAUGGUUCUCUCGAUCGAGGGUGCUUCGAAUUCUGUUGAGGAGGUUGUGUUCAGUUUCUACACGGAUGAAGAGGUGAAGAAGAACAGCCGCGUCAAGAUUACAAACGCUAACUUGCUUGAUACUAUCGGUGCCCCCGCUCCUGGUGGUUUAUAUGAUCCAGCUUUGGGUCCAUCCGAAGAGAAAUUGCCUUGUAAAACAUGUGGUCAAUUGUAUCACCUUUGUCCAGGUCAUUUUGGUCAUAUAGAGCUUGUUUCCCCUGUCUACAACCCCUUGAUGAUCAGUCUUCUUACAAAUAUUCUACAAAGAACUUGUUUCACUUGCUGUCAUUUUAGGGCUAAUAAAGAACUGGUGGAAAAAUGUAGUUCCCAGUUGGAGCUUAUUAUGAAAGGGGAUAUCAUUGGGGCAAAAAGAUUGGAUUCAAUUAAUAAAGAUGAAUCCAUGUAUCAAAGUGAUGAUGAUGAUAAAAGCCAGUCUUGUAGCUCUGAACAGCGGGGAGAAAGUUGGACCUCGCUGCAGUUCGAAGAGGCAAUUUCUAUUGUACAGAAGUUUUUGAAGAAGUCUUCUAAAAAAUGUCAACGGUGUGGUUCCAUUAAUCCUAAAAUUAGCCAACCAACCUUUGGAUGGUUCCGUAAGGAUGGUCUGUCAGCUGCUGAUGCUAGAGCAAAUGUCAUAAAUUCUGAUGAUACAAUCUUGGCAAGUGAGACUAUAACCAAUGACAGGGAUGCAACAUAUGAAGAGGAUAUCAACUCUGCUGGGACCAAGAAAAGUGAUGCAAAAAGGCACAAGUUGUCUUACAAGCUUGCUGAGCAAAAUCGACUUUCUGGUCCUUUGUUACCAUCGCAAGUUAAAAUGACGUUAGAACUUUUGUGGAAAAAUGAGGCUCGACUCUGUUCCUAUAUUAAUGAUAUUCAAGGUCAGGGAUAUGGAAAGAAAGCAGGGCACUCAAUGUUCUUUCUUGAGAAUAUUUUUGUUCCACCAAUCAAAUUCCGCCCUCCCACUAAAGGAGGUGAUUUGGUAUCGGAGCAUGCUCAUACUGUUUUGUUGGGUAAGAUUCUGCAGUCUAACAUAAGAUUAGGGAAUGCCCAUCUAAACAAGAAGGAUCCCUUGAUGGUUUUAGCCAGGUGGAUGGAACUUCAGCAAUCUGUAAAUGUGCUCUUUAACAGUAGCACUUCUGGCCAAAGAGAUGCAAGUAAUGGAAUUAUUCAGUUGUUGGAGAAGAAGGAAGGCCUCUUCCGCCAGAAAAUGAUGGGAAAGAGGGUUAAUUUUGCAUGCCGCUCUGUCAUAUCACCGGAUCCUUAUUUAGCAGUGAAUGAAAUUGGGAUUCCCCCAUAUUUUGCUCUAAGGUUAACAUAUCCUGAGAGAGUUACUCCUUGGAAUGUAGUGAAGUUAAGGAAUGCUAUUCUUAAUGGUCCAGAAAUCCAUCCAGGUGCCACACAUUAUGGCGAUAAAUCAUCAAUAGUAAAGCUUCCACCAAAAGGGAAGUUGCUUGCUUUGACAUCGAGGAAAUUACCAUCAUCAAGAGGGGUUAUCAUGCAUAAUGGAAAGAUAUGCGAUCAAGAAUUUGAAGGAAAAAUUGUGUAUCGCCACUUGAAGGAUGGUGAUGUUGUGCUUGUCAAUAGACAGCCUACACUUCAUAAACCUAGUAUAAUGGCGCAUAUAGUUCGUGUUCUGAAGGGGGAGAAAACAGUGCGUAUGCACUAUGCGAACUGUAGUACUUACAAUGCUGAUUUUGAUGGUGACGAGAUUAAUGUGCAUUUUCCACAAGAUGAAAUUUCCCGUGCUGAAGCUUACAAUAUUGUAAAUGCCAACAACCAAUAUGUGAAGCCUACCAGUGGUGAUCCAAUAAGAGCCUUGAUUCAGGAUCAUAUUGUAAGUGCUGCCCUUCUAACAAAAAAGGAUACAUUUUUAAGCUGUGAAGCAUUCAAUCAACUUCUCUACAGUUCUGGUGUAUCCAUGCCUAUGGUGGGAUCUUUCUAUGCAAAACCUGGGCAGAAAGUUUUCACAUCAACUUCCGAGAGUGAAAUGUUUUUGUUUCCUCCAGCCAUAUGGAAGCCAGAGCCCCUUUGGACAGGAAAGCAGGUCAUUAGUGCAUUGUUAUACUAUGUCACUAGAGGUUCCCCACCAUUUACAGUUGAGAAGAACGCGAAAAUACCAGCUAAUUUUUUCAAGACUCGAAACGGAAACACUAAAGGACGAACCACUGAGAAGUCAAGUAAGAUGAAGGAUGAGCCUGAUGAGGAUAAAUUGUUGAUAUAUAGAAAUGAUUUGGUGUGUGGCGUGGUUGAUAAGGCUCAAUUUGGUGACUAUGGUAUAGUACAUACAGUACAAGAACUUUAUGGCUCAAACAUUGCGGGAAACCUUCUUUCAGCGUUUAGUCGUUUAUUCACAAACUUCUUGCAGAUGCACGGCUUCACAUGUGGAGUUGAUGAUCUACUGAUAACAGAAAGAAAGGAUGGUGAAAGAAUGAAUCAACUCAAAAGCUGCGAGGAAAUUGGUGACAUUGUUCAUCGGGAAUUUGUCGGAGUCAUGGAAGGUGAUAAUAUAGACCCAACCACACUGCAGUUGAAUAUUGAGAAAAAAAUACGCAGUAAUGGAGAUGCAGCCUUAACAUACUAGAUGAUAAGCAGUCUUAACUCCAAAACAAGCUCAGGAGUUUUAAAGGAGCUAUUAUCCGAAGGUAUAUGGAAACCUUCUGGGAAAAAUUGGAUUUCUCUUAUGACCACAUCUGGAGCCAAGGGUAGUAUGAUUUUAGCAGUUGAUGAUGUAGAACUAGUUAGUCUGAUUGUAUUUUCAGUGUUAAAUAUCACUUUAUUCACUGUCAAUUUCCAGCAGAUAUCUUCUCAUUUAGGCCAGCAAGAGUUGGAAGGAAAACGAGUUCCACGCAUGGUUUCUGGAAAGACUUUGCCAAGCUUUCCUCCCUGGGAUUGUUCCCCUAGAGCAGGAGGGUUCAUUAUUGAUCGUUUUCUCACAGCCCUUCGUCCACAGGAAUAUUACUUUCAUUGCAUGGCAGGGCGUGAAGGGUUGGUUGAUACUGCAGUUAAAACUUCUCGGAGUGGUUACCUGCAAAGAUGUCUAAUGAAAAAUCUUGAGUGUCUCAAAGUUAGUUAUGAUCACACUGUUCGUGAUUCUGAUGGUUCAGUUAUUCAAUUUCGUUAUGGAGAAGAUGGCGUAGAUGUCCAUCAAACCAGCUUUAUUACCAAAUUUGAAGCCUUGUUGAUUAAUAAUGAACUGGUUUACAGCAACUGUUGCCGUGAGCUUGACAGAUCCAGUCCUUAUAUUAGCAAGUUGCCUGAUGCUCUUAAAGGAAAAGCUGAAAACUUCAUUCGUCAUUUUUCUUCAAAGAAGAGAAAUCGUAGUUCAUUGAAACGAUCAGAUUUCUUGAAGUUGAUGGAGCACAAGUAUGUGUCAAGCCUUGCGCAACCAGGAGAGGCAGUUGGUGUUUUAGCCUCUCAAUCUGUCGGGGAACCAGCAACACAAAUGACCUUGAAUACUUUUCAUCUUGCUGGUCGAGGGGAAAUGAAUGUGACUCUUGGAAUUCCGCGUCUGCAAGAGAUCGUGAUGAAUGCCUCAGAACAUAUACUAACUCCAUUUAUGACAUGCCCCUUGAGAGCUGGCAAAUCGAUGGAAGAUGCGAUUUCUCUUUCCGAUAAGUUGAAGAGAAUAACUGUAGCUGACAUUAUUGAAAGUAUGGAAGUGUCUGUUGUACCAGUAGUUGUUUGUAAUGGUCAGAUUUGCAGAGUAUAUAAACUUGUGAUGAAGCUAUAUAAACCUAAACACUAUCCGAAAUACACGGAUAUAACACUUGAAGAUUGGGAGGACACACUAAGAGUUCUCUUUGUGAGGGAGUUGGAGGAUGCCAUUGAGAAUCAUGUGGCACUGCUUUCCAAAAUUGGUGGCAUUAAAGAUUUUAAGACACAGAAAUCCACCACAAGUAGCUCAGAUGAUGUAGACGGCAAUGAAACGGAUACUGCAAAGAAAGGCCGGAGUAAUGAUGACGAUGACGAUGACGAUGGUGGGGCUGAUGACACAGAAGGGGAUGAGGAUCUUGGUUUUGAAGCACAGAAGAGAAAACAGCAAGUUACUGAUGAGGUUGAUUAUGAAGAUGAUCCUGAAGAUGAGACACGUGAUAAUGAGUUAUCAGAAGUAUCUGAUGGUGAUUAUGGUGGAAGUGAUAACGAGGAUGAUAAGAACAUCAAACUUGAUGCCCGUGAUUCUCAAGGACUUGAAGACCUGGCAGAGCCUGAUGGGGAUGUCUCACCUCCUGAAAAAAUUGAUCGGAAAUCUAAGCCCAAAUCUAGUGGUGAAAAAGAGAAGAAAAAAUCUGGACCAAUAAGAAAGAAAUAUGACAGAUCAAUUUUUGUGGAAGCAAAAGGGAUGCAUUUUGAGAUCCACUUCCAAUUUACUCACGAACCACAUAUUUUAUUGGCUCAGAUUGCUCAGAAAACUGCCAAUAAGGUUUGCAUCCAGAAGUAUGGAAAGGUUGGCCAAUGUAAGGCUGUUACUUGCAAAGAAAGUGGAGUAAUCUACUACGGCGACAAUCACCGUACAAGGGAAGAUAUCCCUGCUGCCGAAUUGGAAAAAAUAGCAGCACUUCAAACUUCUGGUGUGAAUUUUCAAACAUUUUGGGACUUGGAAGAUCAUCUUGAUGUAAGGUACAUUUAUUCCAACGAUGUCCAAGCUAUGUUAAAGACUUAUGGUGUGGAAGCAGCCAGAGAGACCAUCAUCAGGGAAGUUAAAAAUGUCUUCAAGUCUUAUGGAAUAUCCGUAGACAUCCGGCACUUGAUGCUUAUCGCUGAUUUCAUGACUUUCGCUGGUAAGUAUCGUCCGAUGAGCAGAUCCGGGGGCAUAGCAUUCUCUACUUCCCCUUUCCUCAAGAUGUGCUUUGAGACGGCCUCCAAGUUCAUCGUCGAAGCAUCUUCUCACGGCCUGGUUGACACCUUGGACACUCCGUCUUCUAGAAUUUGUCUUGGUUUGCCUGUGAAGAUGGGAACCGGUUGCCAUGACUUGUUACAGAAACUGGAAAUAUAA
Molecule: messenger RNA, 5220 nt
Organism: Arachis duranensis
Lineage: Eukaryota; Viridiplantae; Streptophyta; Magnoliopsida; Fabales; Fabaceae
Product: DNA-directed RNA polymerase I subunit 1
Biological process (GO): DNA-templated transcription
Cellular component (GO): RNA polymerase I complex
Molecular function (GO): DNA binding; DNA-directed RNA polymerase activity
Source: RefSeq, a predicted model, not a curated record